AUGGACGGAAAAGGACCAGAACUGAGCCAGUUCGACCAUCGGCACCUGCAGAUGUACCGAUGGCUGCACAACUCGUCUCUCACGGACAACAGCGAGACUUCCGUCGAGACUUCCAUGGAGAGCUCCUUCGGCAGUAUCGAUGCCAGGUUAGUUCGUUGGAUUUUUUUUCUGUACGGGAAAAUCUUUAAUGUUGUCAGAGAGCGUUUUGAAGAGACCAUGGACCUUAAAAGUUGGAAAAAAUCAAGUUAGAAAAAUCCCUAGUAAAAAAAGGUCUCUUUUUGAAAAGUGAGAUACUAAGGGACUCUUUGGCUGUGGAAGAGUAUAUAUAUAUAUAUGUUUGGAUAAAUUGACUGGUGUUCUUAACUUUUUGGAAUGGCUUAACAUUCUGGAGUAUUUCUUCGCUUCUUUGUUGGAAAUUAAAAAAAAGUUUACUUUUUAAAAACGCUCACUCGGCCCUCAAAGUCGCCAAAAUCCUUACAAGGCAUUUUACUUUGUGAUUGGGAACUUUUUGAAAUUUUGUCAAAAUGUUCCUUGAUGUACCAGAAGACGAUUCUGAAAGUUUCAACCUGCACAACUUCUUAACUUUCGAGAAAAGACGCCUCCCCUCAAAAAGGAAUCCCUCAAAAUCCAUUAAAAUAGACUAAUUUAGGCCGGUAUUUCUCGUAAAGUAGAAAGUUUUGCAGGUUGAGACUUCCAGGAUCUUUGUCUGGUUAAACAAUGAUUUUUCUGGCUUGUUUUCAAGAAAUUCCCGACCGAAAAGUAAAACUGCCUUCCUGUAAGGGUUUUUUUUGACUUUGAGUGUCCUCUCUCAAAAACUAAAAAGUUGUGCAGGUUGAGACUUCCCGAAUACUUUGUUUGGUACUUCAAGGAGAGUUCUAACCAAUUUUCAAUUUUCAUUCCCGACCGCAAAGAAAAAUUACCUUCCUUGUAAUGGACUCAGUGGCUUUGGAGGAGUAGAUUUUUCAAAUUUUGCAUGAUCGGACUACUAUUCUAGACUUUAUGGACUGGCUUAACCUUACGGAUCUACUUCUCAGACUGUAUCUUCACCUCCUUGUUUAAAAUAAAGAUUUUAAUUCAUUAAUUCUGGGCCUUCAGAGGCGUCAAAACUCUUCGGUACGGGACUUUUCUUUUUAAUUCUUCUAUUAAUUCUUCUCCUUUUAAUUCUUCUAUUAAAGCUUGUAUUUUUUCGAAAACCUUGAAGCUAUAACCUAUGGAAAACCUGUCUUACCCCAAAAAAAACGUUCUGAAACGAAACCGAACCAUCAGUUGCAUCUGUGUCCCUUUUCUGGGAAAACCCCAAAAACACGUCCAGUGUUACUUUGCAUCUCUGGCACCCUCCUCACUUGGCUACUGUCCGACGACGACCUCGAUUCCGACUUCCGCUGAGAAGUUCAAUCGAUAAUUAUCCAACGAUGGGUCUGCUCGGCUUGGCUCUUCUCUGCACCUACAGUGGCAACCUGUUCGUCCAGCUCACCUACUAUAUUAUCAUGGAAUACUUUAUCGAGAGGUUCGACCAGAGGCCGCCGCUUCUCGAAGACGUCGUCCAAGCCAACUGAUCAUGUUUUUUUGCCAUUUUUUCAUUAUUUUCUUGGAAUGAAUGUCUUUUUCACUGAUUCGAGUUACACCACAACUUAUAAUUUGAAAAAUCCAGGCUUUGACUGAGCUUAAUAAGCUCGUAUUUAAGUAAAACCUUGCUUGUUUAAAAAAAAUUGGUUGUACUGUGAAAGUUUUUAGUGUCCACUAUAGUCUAUAGUAGUCAAAUUAGUGGCCACUUGAGGGGUUAAAAUUUAGUGGCCACUAUAGUAGUCAAAUUAGUGGCCACUUAAGGGGUUAAAGAUUAGUGGCCACUAUAGAGAUCUAAGUGCUACUACUAGACCACUAGUGGUCACUUUAGGGGUCAAUGGAUCAACAUAACUGGUCCAAUCUGUUUGUUUUAAAAUUAUCACAGUUACUGGAAGGAAUACUAGAUAAAAAACGACUGAAGUGGCCACUGAAUAGAGAACCUCUAUAGCGGGCACUAAAACUAAGAAUAUUUGCCACUAUAGAGGUGGGUUUAGUGGCCACUUUAGUGUCUUCUCUAAGUAGUCCUUGGCGAGCCUCUAUAGUGGCCACUUUUUCCCAAUAUUUUUGAGAUGAUCGACUCAAUUUUUGUAACAACUUUGUACUAUUUUGAUUAUUUUUUUCCUAAUUUAAACAGUUUUGAAAAUCGGAGUGCGGGAUUUCAGUCCUGCAAGGUUCAAGAAUCUUCGAAAAUUUAGAAAUCUCCGUUUUUUUUGUUUCUAAUUAGAAACAGAGUCAACUUGGAAAACUCGAAACUUCUCAAUCAUUUUUUUUGAGCUUAUCUGAUUUUUUUUUUCUAACUAUCAUUUUGACCAGAGUUUAGCUUUCUAUGAGAGGAGAUAAACUUUGUUGAGGAAAAGUGGAGAAAUUAAGAAACUUGCAAGUUUGCCGGGUAACAAAAAACACUUGACAGCUGCUGUUGGUUGUUUUCGUGGUUUUGGGAACCAGUCGAAGAAACUUUGUUCCAUCAGGACGUCAUUAAGAAAAAAAUAAUUUUUCUUUAUACUUUGUUUCCAUUCGAGAAAAAAAUUCCGCGAGAGUUUUUAGAAAAAAUUCUCUGCUUUAUUCGAAAUAUUUCUUUCAUUUUUCACAAAAAGCUCCCUUUCUUUCCUAUCAAAAAAACGAGACAUAGGGGCAAGUAGAGCUUUUCUAACCAAACCGCACCGAUGUAGGAUGAUAGGACGCGAAAGUCACGGCGAGUCGGGCGCGCGCUUUUGGUGGACAGAGGCAGCGCGCCUGGAAAAAUCACCUUAAGAUAAAAACCCGCAAAUGAAGACCAAAUUAAAUGACGAGUCCGAGUCAAACAUGCAGAGACCGAGGCAUUUGUCUGAGUGGGUUAACAAUUUGAAGAAUUUCGGGAGUAAAUGUAAUUAUGUAAAUUGGUUGAUUUCGAAACAACAAUUGGUGGUAUUGAUAUGCUUGAAAAUUCGGUCUUUUUUUUCCAAAGUGGCCAUUUUUAAAAAUGUCAAAGUUUUUUUUCAGUUAAAUCGUUUAAGCGUAGAAUUCUCAAUCAGGUUUCGAAAAAAGGAUUAUUCUCGGCUCAAAAUAGGAUAUUUUGUGUUUAUUUCAAUGAAUUUAAUGUAAAAGGCUCUUUGAAAAAAACGCCAAAAAAACUUUUUCAAAUUUUGUAAACUUGAAAAAAAUAUGCAUUGUAAAAAGUGACCAAACGGACCAACUUUUUCCAGCCGUUUUUGUUGGCUCACUUAAAUUUAGAAAAAAACGACCAUUUUAAAUCGGAUUAGAUAGUUUGAUCAGAUAGCUAUUGCAAAUACUGUCUUUUUUUCGAGUCAAAAAUAUUUGAAUUUCAGGCUGAAUUUCGAUACCAAAAAGUUAUAAAUAUUUGAAUUUUUGUCACUUGGUUCGAAUUUCAAGUCCACAAAUUAUUUUACAGAUUAAGAAUUUUUUUAUUGAAAUAAAUACGAUUUUUUUUAUCCUUUUGCAAGUUUCGCAGAUCGAAAAAGUGAUGGAUUUGUUGCAGAUUUUUUAUUAAUCCGUUAGCUUUUCAGACUUUCCAAAUAAGGUUACCAAAUUCAACCAUAUUCUGAUAGAAUCGAAAAAUAGAGGGCUUUCAGAGAAAUUUGCAGACUUCUAUUGAAAAAUCCAACAGAAAAGCGCUCAAUAUCAGAUUUUUGAUCCCCUUCUGCAAAGCCGUUCCGUGGGCCGAAACUAUUUUGAUACUUUUCUAAUGGAUAGGGGCCGUGAAAAAUGGGCCCGAACAUUACACAAAAGAGCAUUUUUUCGGAGGGAGGUUCAUCGCUCAUGGUUGAUGGCGACAGCUGUCUGGGGAAUGUCCAUUUUUUCCAUCCAGUGGUUUCUUAAGCGAUCGGAGAGGAAUGCGAACAGGCGUGCAGUAGAGAAAGCGAUCUGAGAGAACAGAAUGGGGAGAAAAAAACAGUUGAGGAGUAGUAGGGGGAGGAAUGCGUGGAAUGCUCGGAAGGAGCGCCUGCCCCUUCGGAGAGGCCACUCGGAUUUUUUUUCUGCCAUUACAUCCCGACUUUCGAUUCCAAAAUGCUUCUCUGCAACGUCUUCACUGUGCCGGCUUGUCUUGCGGACUGGUUCGUUUUUUGAAGAUUUCUUGAAACUGAUGUUCUUUCACUAUCCCUCUAAGGCUGGAAAUGGAUAGACUAUGCUGACCUUUUAUAGUCAAUGGAUGGUUUUUCAACAGGAGAUGGUCUGAAGACUCAAUUUUUGGUAUUUCUGAAUCAUUCAACUUUUUUUCUUUUUUUUCUGUCAUGAACUUCCAAUCUUCAUAGCCUUAUUUAAUGUAGAAGUUAGGAGCUUCUGCUUUCGGUUCCUUUUGGAAGCUUUCCAGAAAGUGACCUUCCACAGUGUUUCCCAACACCUUCUACCUAGAAAAAAAGCCUGCCAAUCGAGCUUUUAUUGGAAAAAAAUUUUUCUUCAAAUUUUUCCUUUUUCAUUUCUAUACAAGUGAUGUUUUCCAAAUUUUCGUAGUCCCAAACGUUUUUUUGAACAGAUGAAUUUGAAGAAAAAAUAUUUUUUGAUGAUGUGAACGCAACUUCAAGAAAUUAAAAAAAAUUUUGUUAAAAAAGUCCUUUUUGGAGGAAAAUGGCCAUCGAACGGUUUUGGAACGUUUUUAAUUAUGAAAUUUCGACAUGUUCAUUAUAAUCUGUCAAAAAAAAAAUGGCAAAAAAGGAUAGCCGCAAAAAGAUUCGAACCUUCAUCAUUCGCAGGCUACUGCGCUAGCCACUGAACCACGCUCCUAGCGUCAAUGACUUGUGCUGCGGACACAUUCCUUCCAAAUGGUAUCACGUGUUUAAAGAUGAAAACGUUAAAAAAUCAUAUCUCCAAAACGAAAAGUUUGCGCAGAUAGCGACUAUGAGAGAUCGAUUCCCAGUCCACCAAAGAUUGUUUCAGCAAAUUUAUAGAAAAUUCAAAACCCUACGCAAAAACGACCUUCAGAAGCUUUCAGCAGGACUCUGGCAGGCAUUUUCUAUUUUCACCUUCCAAAUGCUUUCUUAAGAACUUCUAGCUUCCAUACACCUUCCCAACACCGGCCCCGAAUUUGCUUGAGCUCUAACAUUCCAACUACUCUGAUUAUUCCUGAACAAGCCGAGCCGGUAGAUGACCACCGCCGAUCGUUCGAGGCAUUCCGAGCGUUUCCGAACCUGUCCUAUCUGUUUCUUCUUCGUCGGGCGCCCUCGUCGUGCCGCGGCGCUAUUUUUCCAUCUCCCCAAUGCGAAAAAUGUUUCGCGACAUCUUCUUCUUCUUCUUUUCCCCUGUUUCCUCCGCACGGCGCCCGACUGUCUCUGCCGUUCUCAGAGAGAAGAAGAAGGACAGCUUAUCACUGACGGAGGCCUUCUCCUUUUGCAAACCGACUUGGUCGAUUUCCUGCUUCGCUCUCGCUAGAAUCACUCUUUCAAGCGAUCUCACUAUCGUUACUGAUGUUUUUGCUUUGUUUAGACAUGUUUAUCAUCACCUAGAAGGGGGAAACCGUGUUCAGGUUGAACCGGGAACCAUAUUUGGCGAACUAGAAGUUCAAAGGCUCCUUUAAAGACGUGAAAACUUGAAAAAGUCCUCAGAAAUGAAUAAAGUUAUCCAAUUUAGAAUCACUAUGAUUUGUGCUCUUCCGCUACCACCCAGACUUUUUUCGCAAGGACCGUAUUUGUCUUCCCUGCCGAGCUUUUUCCUCGUUUGUGUACUCAUUUCUCGUCAUUUCCAUGUAUUUUUUCUUCUCUGCUCAACAAACCAAAGCACACAAGUUUUGGUGAAAAUCACGGAGGCAAAUCGAACGUCAAACUAGGAAAUUUGAGUUCGAUUCAAAAAUUUGUUUUAUGAAAGAGCUUUUUGAUUUUGAAAAGACCAUGACGAAUCUGAAUUAUCCUUCUAGUGGUUCUAGUAGAUUCAAUCGAAAACCAUUUUUCAUAUUCGUUGAUUUUCCUUCCUUUUCAUAUACCUCAUUCGCCAAGGAUUGAAAAAGUCUCAUUUCUGCGCUUUCUUUUCUUUCCUUUGAAGAUCCCAGCUGAUACCUUUAAACCUAUCAGAGACGGUUGCUUUAAAAAAACUUCCUAGAGAAGAGAUACUGCUCACGGCGUGCUUACAAAAUUACAUCUAGAAAAAGUUGAAAUCUUCUACACCUUUUUCUUGAGCCUUUGAAUCGCUGAAGUGGUGUCGGUGCCCCAAGUCUAUUAGACAAGGUCCUCUCUAUUCUGAUAUCAAUGAUAAUCAGUGGACUUCCUCCAAUGAAAUAUCUUUUUUGUGUGACGACUGAUGAUUAUAAAGACCUGGUUUGGAACUACCAACAUCUCUUGAACCCCUGAGUUGGGUCGCGGUGGGGAUCGAACUUGAGACCCUUUGAGCCGUAGACAGGCAUACAACCUGUUGCGCUACGACGCACCGCAGAAAGUGGUUAGGACUUAAAAUUCAACAAUAAUGAGAAAAGCUUGAUGGUCAGAGUUAUAUUGUGAUGAGUCGAUUUCCAAUCUGUUCAGUCUUCGCCGUGUGAGUUUCCUAACACCAUCGAACGGUUUUGGAACGAUUAUACUCAUAAAAUUUCAACAUUCUCAUCAGAAUUCUUGAAAAAAAAUUAUGGCAAAAAAAUUUUCGGCAAAAUGACUCGAACACUCAUCCUAUGAUCCGCAGGCUACCGCGCUAGCCAUUGCGCCAGGCUCCUAACUUGCAAGCGAUGGCUGAUUGCGCGCAUAGAUUUCUUCCAAACGGCGUCACGUGUUUAAGGACAAAAAUUAAAAAAAAUCAUAUUUCCAAAACGAAACGUUUGCGCAGAUAGCGAUUAUGGGGGAUCGAUUCCUAGUCGAUCAAAGAUUGUUUGGGCAGAUCUAUAGAAACUUCCAAACCCUCCUCACCUUCCUUGUCGAGUCAGAUCGUACCUUCAAGCUCAGAGGCAUCCACCACAGUUCAAACGUGCAAACCCUUUUUUUGGGAGCCACUUCACCUUUCCUCUGUGUACUCCUGUAACUUCUUCUUCUCUUCUUCUCCAUCUCUCUCAUUGAAAGAGUUGAGGAGAAGCCGCAGAGUCGAGUAAAGAGACGAAUUGCCGCCGGGUUGUGAGUCAACAGUCGGACCUGGCCUGCACAUACACAGGCAGACGACGGCGGAGACCCCAAGUUUGUAUUGUGUUAUCGGAAUUCGCGGUAUUCUCGACGCGCGUCCUCCUUUUUGCCCCCCACACAGAUCUGUCUCUCUGUCUCUCUUGCUGUCUUUUUUGCCAUUUCCACAACUUUUCCCGUUUUAUAGUCCUUUUUUUUCAAUUUUCCAAAACUUAGGGAGAUAGAGCUGUCAUGAUAAAGAAGAAAAAGCCAACUUGAGGCAAUAUUUAAUGGAAAAGGUAGAUCUGGACUUCAAUGGACUACCUUUGGAGAUUUAUCUCUAUUCAAAUAAGCUCAAUUUUUUUGAAAAAAAUCAUGGACAAAGUUUAAAAAUGGUCUCGCAGCGAAAAAGGGCUGUCACGAAAAAGAAGACGAAGUCAACUUGAGGCAAUGUUUAAUAAAAAAAGGUUGAUUUGAAUUUUAAUGGACUAAUUUUUGGAGGAAAAAUAUCCACAUUAGCUCAAUUUUUUUGAAAAAAAUCAUGGAAAAAAAGUUAAAAAAAGUUCUCGCAGCGAAAAAGAGCUGCUAAAAAAAUCAGUUUUUUUGGGCCUUUAAAAUUUCCAGAGAGUUUUUUUAUGAUUUGAUUAUUUGGAUAAAAGGCCUUUUUACAAACAAAAAGUUCGGAAACUAUCCGAAAAAAACAAAAAAAUUUUUCGAACUUUCAAAUUUGCGAUCCCUACAUGGGGUACUUGUAGAGCCUUUUUUUCCGUUUUUUUCUCGGCUCAAUUCUAUUAUAUAUAUUGAAAAUGGCCUUUCCUACUUUGUCUGAACCUUUCUUCCACCUACAAAUCACUGAAAAACCUGCAAUUUCGAAGCUUUCAAAUCAAGAGAGUGAAAGAGAAAAGUUAAAUGGGUCGUGACUUUUCUACUCUUUUUUUCGUUCACCUAUACCUUAUUUAUUCCUCUUCUUCUCUUCAAUAACUUUUAAACCUUUCUCUCGCUUUAAGAAAAAAAAAAUUUCCAUCGAUUCGAACCGGCAAAGAGGGCAAACAAAACGCGUUUUCUGAUGAAAAUUGAAAGUUUUGAAACUGGAAAAAAAAACUUCUUGAUUGUUUUAAAGAUUAAAAAGAGGACAAAAUAUUUUGGAAAAGUCCCGAAAAUAUAAAAUCCCUCUUCUAGUUUUUGAGAUUAAACAUUUUCUGGCAAAUAUUAAUCCUUACAACUGAUUAAAUAACUGGCUUCUGGCUUAAAUUUGAGCUAUUUUUGUCGAUUUUUUAAAGUUGAUUCGAAGAACGGAAAAUAUACACAAAUUAAAAAAAUGGUACUUUCAGAGUUCUUCUUGUUAAUAAUGCACCUCUAACUAUCAGAAAAUGAGGAAGAACCAUCUAAAGUGGUCACUUAAGACUCGAACUAAAACAUGUUCUCACUUCUUAAGUAGUAACUUCAAAUUUUCCUAUUAUCACUUCCAAUCUUUCCCGUCAUUUUCUACAAUUUUAUAGCUUAAAAAUCAUGGUCACACUUGGAAUUUAUCGCUUCAGGCCAUUAUUAAGUUCGUCCGACUUAAAACGACUUUCGCUCAAAUGCUAAAAAUCGAUGGAGCGUUAAGACUCGCCUGUAGAACUGAUUUCACGCUUUGAGCCAUUCCAAAUGCGGUCAUAAGUUCCUAUGAAGAAUUUCUCUCAAGAACACUAUGAAGUGGAUACUGUAUAACAAUCAAAAAAAAACGAACUACUUGCAGCGUCGAAAUGCCGCGUCCGGGUGACUCGCCGAUGUCGCGGAUGUUGCCGUCGUCGAUCUCCAGCUUUGUGGCUCUACAGACGGCGCCGUCGACGUCCUUCGCCCACGCCAUACCUGGUACCCCUGACCACCUGUAAUAAGGAAGAACUUCGGCUUCAGAUUGGAUGGCACCUCUUCAGUUCUUCCCGACGACUUACACUCCACCGGCGCAUCACGCUCAUUCGGCCGCCCAGCUGCUGCUGCUCCACAAUAUGGUUCCGCAGCAGGUCGUCGAGCCAGACAUUGACGUCGUCGGCCUGUCGGACUCCACUAAGGAGGUCUCGCUGGUCGACAAGGACGAGGAGCCAUCGCCGCCGACGCCUACCAACCUGAAGUCGCCGCAGAACUUCUGGGCUUCUGAGCUUGUUGAUGAGCAGCAGCGGAACAGUUUCGGCAACGACAGCGACGAGGAGGAGGAUCUGGUGAGCUUUCAAAUGGUCGGAACGAAUAAGUUUCAAUGGAUUUCAGCCACUGGAUCUGUCAUUGAAGCACCCGUCGUUGGCCUCACCGUCAUGCUCCCGACCUUCUGUGAUCAUCGAUGGAGCUGCGCCAAGUGAGUUAUUUUCUUUUUGGGCUUACUAUUGAUACCCAUGAUUCAACACGGUUGUGAUAAAUAACGCUGCGCCCGACCUCAAUACGACUUACGCAUGUAUUCAUCUAAAAUCUGUUCGGUAAAAAUCUGACACCCCAGUAACAAUACCUCCAGACAAGCCAAGCUUACAAAGAGCUCAAAAUUCCAGAAUCCCACACGACGGUCCGUCGGUCAAUGUCCUCUGCUUCGAGUUAUUCUGGAGGUUCGACGCCUUCGACGACGUCAUCGACGACGAACGUCGAGGAGCACUUCAGAAGGUCGCUCAGUGGGAAAUGGCCUAGGCGAGCGAAAACCGAAGACGAAAAGGUGAGGCAAAGAAGGGGAUUUCUGGAUGAAGAGGAAUUUCAGGCGAGAAGCUCUCCAUUGCGACGUCGGACGUCGUUCAACGUGCACACGUCGGUCUCCUCGCUGCAGACGACGCCUUGUUCUUCGACUACGGUUACCGUUCAGCCGGCUACGUCUCCCCAAACACCUAUCAUCGUUAAUAAUACCUGUUCAGGUACUGUUUUCUUAUUAUAAGGUAUAUUAUAAGGUACAAAUAUAACUUUCAUGGUUCUCUUCCUCCACGCCACAGAUCUGUCUGUGAGCGAAAUAAAAAUUUCAUUCAUUCAUGAAGGCUUCGAAAAAAGGUAGGAAUGCUGAAUUCUCUGAAACUUUCAUUCCUUUAUUGAGAUUUAUGCGAAAAGUAGGAGCUUGAAUAUGACCUUCUGGACUAUUUUGGAUGACAAAAUUUUAAAAAACGAAUCAUCCCUUGGAAAAGCUCUAACAAACAAAAAAAAACUCGUCUUCCACCAAUUUUUCCACGUCCUGUAAUAGUCCGACUUCUCUGGCCUUUUUUCCUUGUAUUCAAAAUUUCUGCAACAAGUGAGGGGAAAGAGACGCAAACAGGCCAGAAUUAUGGCGUAAAUGUCAAUCCUAGAAGAAAAAAAUACUCUCUCUAAUUUGAAAAAAAAUCAAAGAAUGCCCUUUUUGUUAUGAAAUCUGUAAAUUGCAGACACUUCUCUGUCCAUCGCCAACCACUUCCGUCGGGCCCUUUCCGGCAAAGGUCUCUCCGAUUGGCAGAAGAAGCGCGGCGAGAAACAUUGA
Molecule: messenger RNA, 10518 nt
Organism: Caenorhabditis auriculariae
Lineage: Eukaryota; Metazoa; Nematoda; Chromadorea; Rhabditida; Rhabditidae
Source: the annotation of a GenBank genome assembly